AUGACUCUUCUCUCUAAACUAUCAAAGGCUCACCGCUCUCGCUCGUCAUCACCAGCGCUUCGUCCAGUAGCUGAUCAAGAACAUGCUAACUUUUCAAAGUCUCCCUAUUCUUUGUCUAUCGCUAUUGAAAGUCCUCCAGUGGUUCUUUACGGGCCUCCUAAUGAGUCAACUGGUUACUUGCUUUCAGGGCUUCUAUAUUUAGACAUUCCUUUCCCUACAAAUGGACAUUUGGAUCUUCAUCCGACGUUAUCGGCAAAUUCUGCUAUGGCAGUACCCGCAAGACACGCUUCGUCAACCACUCUCCUUACCAGAUCCCCGGCGAUAACUCCCGUGGCAUCAAAUCUUUCUCUUAAUCAUUCUCAGUCAUCGUCUCCAUCUCUUUCUCCUUCAGAUCCUAAACAGCUUUUAAAGUCUGUCAGUUUGUCUCUUAAUCAAAUUAUCACAUAUGGGAAGCCUUUCUUACCCCCAUCUAACACAUUGGCGAAUUGCCUGGAAUGCAAAACUAAAGUUACUACUCUCAAGCGUUGGGAUGUAUUAACACAGCCAGCUUUGUUUCCUCCAGGUAAACAAGCUUUCCCAUUUUCACAUAUCUUACCUGGAAACUUGCCACCAACGUGUGCCGUUGGGUCUUCUGGCGCCUUCACGAUUCGUUAUGAGCUUGUUGCCCAAUCCCAUGGCAUUUAUGAAAGCCUGAAACUGAAAAAACAAAAAUCUUGUGAAAUAAAGGUCAAAAUGCCAAUUCGGGUAUCUCGUUCUAUCAUUAAAGGCCUUGAAAAGAACUCUCUUCGAAUUUUUCCCCCAAGCAAUGUGACUGUUGCCGCAUCAAUACCAAAUGUGGUUCAUCCUAAGUCAGACUUUGUGGUUGAGCUCAAAUUUGAAGGGUUAGUAGAUGGCAACAAAAGAUGGAGACUACGACGCUUACAAUGGAGAAUUGAAGAAACUGCACAAAUCAAGGCAAACUCUUGCGAUUUGUCAUACCACAAAACAAAGUUAAAGGUCAUUGAAAGCAAUAUCAGACUUAAUGAAGAGCACAAAAUUCCUGGGAGUACUUAUUCAUUGGGAAGUACUGUUAGACGCCGUCAUGAUUUGGCCACACCAGCGGACAUUCCCUCAGCAGAUCAAGAGGAAGAAGGCCAGGAAAUUGCUGCUACUGAAAGAAAUCAAGAUUCUUUCUUACAUCCCAGUGAUCAUGAGGCUAAUAAUAUUGUGUCUUCUGAGACAAGUGCUCCAGCAUCGGGACUUAAUCCAGUGUCUUCAAUCCCAUUGUACCAAACGAGUUUUGUACCACCAGAAGAUGAGCACGAAUUGUUUUUAGAAGAAGUUCGAACUAUUGAAAAGGGUGCUCUUCGUGAAGGCUGGAAGCUGGAUUACUCAAACAAUGGUACCAUUGAGGUGGCAGUUGAUGUUUCAUGUCGGAGACUCAGCUCGGGAUUGGUCAAUCACAUCAAAGCAGCUGACUCUAGAACUUCGCCAUCACACAUUGACCGUGGUUUGGAUAUUGGAAGCGACGCAAAUUGUGCUUGUGAAGUGUAUGAUCCAAUAAAUGGAGUUUAUGUAACUCAUACUUUGAUUAUGGAAGCUAAUUUAGCUGAAGAAUUGACUCAGCCAAUCAAUGGCGGAAGCGCCUCAUUCAGAGAAGCCAGAAAUUUGAAGAGCUCUCCAAAGAGCUUGCCUCAGUCUACAUCCCCAUCAUCAGAGCAUACACCAACAUCUACUAACUCCGGACCAGCUACUGAUAGAUUGGGACCUAAUUCGUCUUCGAGUAACCCCAAGGGCACUAAUCAUGGCACUACUACUAUUCCAUCAGGCCUAACUAGAUUAUUUAGGAUGAAGUUCAAGUUAUUGGUUACGGAGAGAUCAGGAUUUGGGAUAUCUUGGGAUGAAGAGGUACCACCACAAUACAACCAAGUUUCUAGCUUUUCCCCUCCAACAUAUGGCGAAGCUUUAGCCUUUGAUGACACUGAACUAUCUGAGCUAAGAAUUUGA
Molecule: messenger RNA, 1986 nt
Organism: Saccharomycopsis crataegensis
Lineage: Eukaryota; Fungi; Ascomycota; Saccharomycetes; Ascoideales; Saccharomycopsidaceae
Gene: LDB19
Product: Ldb19p
Exons: 1
Coding region: 1-1986 (661 amino acids)
Biological process (GO): ubiquitin-dependent endocytosis
Cellular component (GO): plasma membrane; cytoplasm; cytosol
Molecular function (GO): protein-macromolecule adaptor activity; ubiquitin protein ligase binding
Source: RefSeq, a predicted model, not a curated record